Messenger RNA from Aethina tumida (small hive beetle), 815 nucleotides. RefSeq lists its product as uncharacterized. Bases 63 to 608 code for a protein of 181 amino acids. The record is from RefSeq and is a predicted model, not a curated record. NCBI's taxonomy places the organism in Eukaryota, Metazoa, Arthropoda, Insecta, Coleoptera, Nitidulidae. The transcript is spliced from 4 exons.
CAUUUAAAUGUCAUACGGAUAACCUCACUUUGUCAGUCAACAACAUUAAUUAUCAAACAAAAAUGAAACGCAGUUUUAGUAACGAAAUAAAUGAAGAAAAUCAAAACAAUAAAGUUGUUUUGGUGGAACGAAACGUUGAACCUAAUGGAAUUCCACUGGUGAAUGCUUUGCGUGUUUCAAAACAUACAUAUGAAGAAACUAUGCAGUUGUCCGAUGCACAUAACAGCGCUGAAUCUUUCAUUCAGGCUAAUGCACUAAACAAAUUAGAUGUUAUUGGUAAACAGAUGCGUAAUUUACAAAGUUUAAUGGCAAAUGUUAUAUCAGAGAGCAAAUUAAACAAUGAACUCCACAAUGCUGCCUGUAAUUUUGUAAAAAAACCUGGACAAGUCUACCAUCUUUAUGAGAGGCCAUCUGGACAAAAAUAUUUUAGUAUGCUAUCACCACAAGAAUGGGUUAAUACACCACAUCUAUUUAUUGGUAGUUUUCGAUUAGAAGCUGAUCAAAGCUGGACAAAAGCUGGAGAAGAAAAUAAUAAAUAUGAAGGAAUUAAUUUUCUUACCAAUGUAUUAAAAAUACCUCAGAUACAAGCAUUGAUGGAUACUAGUUAAAUUAAUAUUAAUUUGACAAUAAGUUUGUAAAAAUAUUGUUGACUGAUAUAAAUUUUAUUUUAAAGGGUCUUAUUUCCUAACAUGUAUUAAAAUACUAGAAAAAAUUAUAGAUGGAAAAUUAAAUGUUCUGAUAAUGUAUUAUUGUUGUUACAAAAUAAAUCAAUUUUUAUACUUACUGUAUAAAAUAAAAUGUCUAUUUUAAAUGAA